UCGUCACUCAGUGUCAGCAGAUAGGAAAUGGAGACUGACGGGGCCUCAUCGAUACAUCAGCGGUGUUGAAUGUGAUCGAUUACUCCGAUGCUGAUGAACGGAACCCAUGGAGACCCAUGAGGAGAAGCCCAUCAUCUACACGAUGGAGAACAAACCCAUAGUGACCUGUGCGGGCGAUCAGAAUCUGUUUACGGCCCUGUACAGCUCACUGACCCAACAGCUGCCCAGAGAACCCAUGGAGUGGAGGAGGUCUUACGGACGAGCACCAAAGAUGAUCUACCUGGAGGCUAAUUUCGUCCAGUUUAAGGAGGAACUUCUUCCUAAAGAGGGAAAUAAAGCGCUGUUGACGUUUCCUUUUCUGCACAUCUACUGGACCGACUGCUGUGACACCGAGGUGUACAAGGCAUCGGUGAAGGAGGACAUGCAGCGCUGGCAGGGUGUCCUGCGUCUCCACGGCUCCGUCGAUUGGCUCAUCGUUGUGGUGGAGAGUGACAACAAGAAGAAGAACAAGACCAACAUCCUGCCACGCACCUCCAUCGUGGACAAGAUCCGCAACGACUUCUGCAACAAGCAGAGCGACAGGUGUGUGUCUCUGUCGGACCCUCUGAAGGAGUCGUCUCGCUCUCAGGAGUCGUGGGGGUCGUUCCUCAUGAAACUGCGCACGCUCCUGCUCAUGUCCUUCACCAGGAACCUGGGCCGCUUCGAGGACGACAUGCGGACGCUGCGGGAGAAGCGCACCGAGCCCGGCUGGAGCUUCUGCGACUACUUCAUGGUCCAGGAGGAGUUGGCAUUUGUGUUCGAGAUGCUGCAACAGUUUGAAGACGCUCUGGUCCAGUAUGACGAACUCGAUGCUCUUUUCACUCAGUAUGUGCUCAACUUCGGCGCUGGAGAUGGAGCGAACUGGCUGGGCUCGUUCUGUGAGCCGGUGCGCAGCUGGAACGGGCUUCUGUUGCGCAGACCCAUCGACAUGGAGAAGCGAGACCUGAUCCAGAAAGGAGAGGCGAGUCUGCUGGACCUGCGCAGCUACAUGUUCUCCCGCCAGUGCACACUGCUCAUCUUCCUCAUGAGGCCCUGGGAGGUCACGACCCGCGCACUCGAACUGCUGCACAACUGUGUGCAAGAGCUGCGUCUGCUGGAGGUGUGUGUGGUGAGUGGCGCUCUGGACUGCUGGGUGUUUCUCAGUUGUCUGGAGGUUCUGCACAGGAUCGAGGGCUGUUGCGAUCGGGCUCAACUGGAGGCGAACGCCUCGCACACCGUGGGCCUGUGGACAUACGCCACUGAGAAGCUGAAGUCUCUGGGAGAUCUGUGUGGUCUGAUGUCCGAGAACGGCCCGAACUCUGAGGACCUGAACAAAACCGUGGACCUUCUGGCCGGACUGGGAGCAGAGAGACCUGAAACGGCGAACAGCCCUCAGAGUCCAUAUAAAAAACUCAAGGAGGCGCUGUCGUCCGUGGAGGCCUUCGAGAAACACUAUCUGGAGCUAUCUCACGCUGCGAUGGAGAUGUACAGGGCGAUCGGGCGAAUGCGUUCGGCUCGGCUGGUUGGGAAGAGUCUGGCCGAGUUCUACAUGAGGAAAGGAGACCCUCAAAGUGCUGAGAACUUCCUUCUGGAUUCUCUGAAGUCUUACGUGUCGGAGAGCUGGAGUUUGCCGCUCACACACACACGCAAGCAGAUCGCGGAGUGUCAGAAGCAGCUGCAGAAGAUGGACGAAUACCUGCAGACGAGCGCUCUGCUCGCCAGUGACGCCAACUUGAGCGAUGAGGAGAGGAAGCACUUCUGCCAGGAGAUCCUGAGCUUCGCCAGCCAGAACGCAGAGAGCAACGAUGCGCGUGUGUCUCUGAGCAUGAGCUCGUUCACUCGGCUCCACGAGCUGCGGUUCCGGCCCGCCUCGGCUCUGGUGCACGUUGGCGCCGCCCUGCAGUUGGAGUUGCGUCUCUGCAGUUUGAUGCCCGUCCCCGUUCGGGUGGAGCAUCUCUCCGCCAGCAUCCACUUCUCCCUGGAGAUGCCCGGCUCCACGGCUCAGAAACGGGCCCUCCAGAACCCGGACGGCACCGUCACGUUCCCGGGGGCCAGUGUGGUGUCGGGGUCCCCGGCGCUGGAGCUCUGCGAGAUCCAGGAGCACAGCCCGUCGGAGGGCGCGCUGAACACGGCCGGCGUGGUGUGUAAGAACAUGCACCUGCUGAUGCGGGUCCAGGACAGCGCCCCCUCUCUGGAGACGCCCGUCACUGCAGCGGCUCCUCUCGCCGUGGAGGAUGGGGCGCAGAUGCUGGAGGCCGAUGAUGUCACGCUGGUGCCCGGCAACAACAGCAUCGUCUUCACCGCACCCAGCCAGAAGCCGGGCACGUACACACUCCGCCAGCUGUGUGCGUCUGUAGGCCGGGUCCAGUUCGUUCUGCCGCACAUUUACCCUGUGGUUCAGUAUGAGGUUUAUUCCCAGGAGCCUCAGCUCACCAUCCAGCCUCUCACAGAGACCCUGUUGGCCGGGUUACCUCAGCAGGUGAAGUUCACGAUCCUGACGGGUCACUACAACGUGAAGAAGGGCGACGCUCUUCAGCUCAGCAACACAGACUCAAUGCCAGUGCUUCACUCGUGCUCCUGCUCCGCCCGCAUCAUCAGCAGCAGCGGAGAGCUGGUGUGUGAGAGCGCUCUGUCCAUCCAGUCGUCUGAGAAGGUGACGAGCAUCUCUCUUCCUCUGACGCCGCCCUAUCACACGCUGGAGUUCCUCCUGGACGUGCUGUGCCAUAUCCCAGCAUGCCCUGCGCGGGGCGAGAGCGAUCACCUGACCAACGGCCAGAUCAGCCACCGGUCGCGCAGCAGAACGCGCUUCACCAGCGGAUCGGCACUCAUCGACCAGAAGGUGUCUGUUGAUUGUCCCUGGUCCAUUUACUCGACGCUGGUCUCUCUCACCUUCCACGUGCCGUUUAAAGUCAAGCACUCGCUGCUGUCUGUGGGACGCAGGAAGUUCAUCCAGGUUUGUCUUCAGAAUGUGUCCGGCACUAAGUUUCAGCUGACCAAUCAAACGCUAGCGGAGACCCAGCACACGCCGUCACUGGAGCUGCUCUCGCUCAACACUCAGACACACAGCGUGGUGUUCAGUCAGCAGUGUGUGUUCAGCGUGUGGGAGCUGCGCUGGAGCGACGCCCCUCCUCUCUCUCUGCAGUGUGUGUUCUCGGCCAGCUUCGCUCCCGCAGACGCGCCGGACGCCGAUCUCAAACCCUACAGAUACGAGUUCACGGUGGAGCGAGUUUCAACUCUGUACAGCGUGCGAGCGGAGAUCUGUCCCCCUGCAGGCGAACAGCACUGUCGCACCGGCGCCCUCUGCAGGCUGGAGGUGUGUCUCACACGCCUCACUGAACCCAGUGACGCGGACCCAGAGGAUGAGGAGCUCAGCGAGAGCGAAGGCCUGCGCACCGCCAGACUCAUGUAUGAAGUGAUUGACAACCACAGUAACUGGGCGGUGUGUGGCAAGAGUUCAGGGGUCGUGUCUAUGCCGACGGCUGCCAUGGCGACACACAAGGUUCACAUGGAGGUCAUGCCACUGUUCGCGGGUCGGCUGCCGUUCCCCAACAUCCGUGUGUUCAAGUACCGGCCACAUCACGCCAGCGCCACGCAACCCGACUCAGACUCGUGUGUGGAGAACGACAGUGUGUCUCUGCUGGAUAAAGCGGUGGAGGAUCACCUGGACACGGCGAGUCUGCGCAGCCGCGGGAGCGUUCAGUCUCUGGGCGAGCAGCCGGCGCGGGGCGUCCCCAUGCCCAAACGCCAGGCCUUCGCCCCGGGUCAGGUGUUCACCGGCACACAGGGCCGCCAGGUGCUCGUGCUGCCCGCCAACGACCAGCACCUGCUCGAGGUCAACGUCACAUGACCCCCGCGGCCGCCCUCAGGGGCUCACACUCUUACUCCGUCACACAGACACUCGACGGCAGCCCUCAGACAUCCCAUCAUGCCUUGCAGCCCCUACUCUCCGUGCUCAGGUGUGUGUGUGUUUGUGUGUGUAUGAUGAGAGCGCCACCUGCUGUACAUACUGUUCAAUACAUAGAGGAUAUUUAAAGAACAAACUCACUGGGAUUUCGGGAUUUAGGUAUCCAACUUUUUUAUUUUUUUGAAGGGGAAAUGAUGUCGUUGAUGUUACAUUUGCGCUUUAUUGACAGUGUUGUUUUGAACACGCCCCUUCCUGCUGACAUCAGAUGAUUGAUGUGUCGCCCGAAUGAUCACGUUCACACGAACCGGAUCACAAUAAAUGUGUGUGUCAUGCGAUGUUGAAGAACGGUCAUAUUUCUGGUCACGAGCAAACAAAGUUCAGCUUUUUUCUUUGUUUUUGGUUUUUUUUUGUGCAUUUUUUUUUACUAUUUUCAUGAAAAUGUAAAUCCCGCGGAACAUUUGUAAAUCAACGUCAUUUAUAAAUUCUAUAUAUAAUAAUUUUUAUUUGCCAUUCAUAUAAGUAAACAUCCCACUGGUUGUAUUUGUUAUAAUGCCAAAAACUGGAUUUUUAUAUUAAAAUGAUUAAAAUUAUACAUUAAAAUCACACACACACACACACACACACACACACACGCACAAGGAAUGUUUUUGCUUAGUCAUCAUAAUUUUGGGGAAAAAAGUGCCAUUGUCAUAAUGCACAACAAAAAAACUCUUGAUUUUGGGGUGAAAUGUGAGCUGUGUGUGUAUAUGUGUGAUGUCACAGAUGGAAGUUUGAGCCUGUAAACACUAACGAGUGUGUGUGAUUUAAUCGGGGGCGUCUGAAACACACACACACACCUCUCCUGAUCUCCAGCAAUUGUGAGGUUUAGGAGGAAGUGAUGCGUUUCUCUGCUGUGAAUGGUUGCUCUCAUCCGUCUCUGUCUCGUGUGUGUGUGUGUGUGUGUGUGUGUGUGUGGUAUGUGUUUCUAUCCUGAGAAAGCCUCCUCUGAAAGGCUCACACUGAUCUCAUCCACUGCUCAGUAUUUAUCCCGGAUCAGGACUCUGGACUCACACACUUCGGGUGCCGCACGGGAUGCUGGGAUUCGGCCUGUGACGUCGUGAACACACACUGUUUGUUUGUAAAUUGUCGAUCAAACAUCACAGAUUGUAUUUAGAUUAUUUAAAUGAGAAGAAUAUGUACGCAUUAUACAACUGAAAAUAUACAUAUGUUUUAAAAGGGUGUUUGUCGUCUUGUUUUUCUAUAAAAUAAAACUACUUUUGUUUGUUUGUUUAA
Molecule: messenger RNA, 5194 nt
Organism: Pimephales promelas (fathead minnow)
Lineage: Eukaryota; Metazoa; Chordata; Actinopteri; Cypriniformes; Leuciscidae
Gene: trappc10
Product: trafficking protein particle complex subunit 10
Biological process (GO): intra-Golgi vesicle-mediated transport; early endosome to Golgi transport
Cellular component (GO): TRAPPII protein complex
Source: RefSeq, a predicted model, not a curated record